CAACCGGAACAUCCACAAAUCACAGUCGCCCAGACGGGAAAAUAAGGAGGACGGAUAAUUAUUGAAGGUUAAUUACAAGUUCGAAUUAGGUGGUGCUUAACCGUCGAGCGGUUUUAUCACCAACAUGGACAAGGCAAACAAAGUCCCGAACGGGGAGACCCGGAAGGACUACAAGCUGGUCACCUUCACGGAGGGCGACCCGGAGAACCCCAAGAACUGGUCCAAGCUAUUCAAGUGGUACAUCACCAUGGUGGUUGCCGUCACAUGUUUCGUCGUCGCCUUCUGCUCCAGCGUCAUCACCGCCGACAUCUCCGGCGUCUCGGAGUCGUUCAAUGUCAGCCACGAGGCUGCCCUUGUUACCAUCACCGUGUUUGUCGUCGGUUUCGGCGUUGGUGAGUCGUCUUCCUUUGCUUGCGCCUGUUUUGAAUGGGGUAACGUUUUUUGCAGGCGAGCUAAUAAUUAAUUACGUUCUUUCAAGGGCCUAUGAUUUUUGCCCCUCUUUCCGAGGUCUACGGGAGACGCAUCAUCUAUGGCUCUACCCUCUUGGUCGCCGUCGUCUUCAUCAUCCCCUGCGCAGUCGCCAAGAACAUCGGCACCCUAAUUGUCUGCAGAGCGAUCGACGGCAUCGCUUUCUCCGCACCCAUGACUCUCGUCGGCGGUACCCUUGCCGAUCUCUGGCGUAACGAGGAGCGUGGCGUUCCCAUGGCUGCCUUCUCUGCUGCUCCUUUCAUCGGCCCUGCGAUUGGCCCCCUCAUUGGCGGUUUCCUGUCCGACGCGGCUGGCUGGCGCUGGCUGUACUGGAUUCAGCUCAUCUUCGCCUUCGUCGUCUGGUUCCUCAUCACCUUCACCGUUCCCGAGACGUACGCGCCCACGAUCCUUGCGCGACGCGCGGCGAAGCUGAGGAAGCAAACCGGCGACCAGGGCCACGUUACCGAGGCCGAACUCGACCCCCGCCCGUUCUCCCAGCGGCUCGGCGUCUUCCUCAUCCGCCCCUUCCAGCUGCUCUUCCGCGAGCUCAUCGUCUUCCUCAUCAGCCUGUACAUGUCCGUGCUCUACGGUCUCCUCUACAUGUUCUUCGUCGCCUACCCCAUCAUCUUCGAGGCCCGCAAGGGCUACAGCGCGGGCACCACCGGUCUCAUGUUCAUUCCCGUCGCCGUCGGCGUCAUCCUCUCGGCCGCCUGCGCCCCGAUGAUCAACAAGCACUACCUCAAGCUCGUCGUCAAGCACAACGGCCGGCCCCCCGCCGAGGUCCGCCUCAUCCCCAUGAUGGUCAGCUGCUGGUUCAUCCCGAUCGGCCUCUUCAUCUUCGCCUGGACGUCCUACCCGCACCUGAUCUGGGUCGGCCCCUGCCUCGCGGGCCUGCCCGUCGGGUUCGGCUUCAUCUUCCUGUACAACGCGGCCAACAACUACCUGGUCGACUCGUACCAGCACCAGGCCGCCUCCGCCCUGGCCGCCAAGACGUUCCUCCGUUCCUUCUGGGGCGCCGGCGUCGUCCUCUUCACCGAGCAGAUGUACGACCGCAUGGGCGACCAGUGGGCGUCCAGCUUCCUGGCCUUCCUGAGUCUCGCCUGCUGCGCCAUCCCCUUCUUGUUCUGGCGCUACGGCGCCAGGAUCCGCGCGCGGAGCAAGUACGCCUUCGGUGGCGAGGAGGAGAAGGAGGAGCAGGAGCUCGAGAAGGGGCGGGACGCGCGGCCCGUCGACGCGAACGCGCCGCUGCACGAGGACCUGGAGGAUCUGGAGCGGGCGCGCAGUUACGUGGCCAACCCUUGAUGGGAUUGCUCGAAGAAGGGAAGAGAGAAAGACGAGUUGUUUGCGGUAUUGUUGUCGCUGCGUGCCCCUCUCCCCCAUCUGCAAGCCUGGGUUUAGAGUCGAG
Molecule: messenger RNA, 1873 nt
Organism: Thermothelomyces thermophilus ATCC 42464
Lineage: Eukaryota; Fungi; Ascomycota; Sordariomycetes; Sordariales; Chaetomiaceae
Exons: 3
Coding region: 484-1770 (428 amino acids)
Biological process (GO): transmembrane transport
Molecular function (GO): transmembrane transporter activity
Source: RefSeq, a predicted model, not a curated record